GAGUCGGCGUUUCCAGUGUCGCCAUCUGAGCUCCUCAAACAACCUACUGCAGCCCCAAAUAUGCAGUUUUAACCUGCCAGAAAUAACCGUAUCGGGUCCUUUAAUAUACGAUUUGGCUCCACACAUAUAAACCGAUAUAAACCCGACGACAGUAUUUAAUUUUAGUGAGGAAUUUCAGAGCUGUGGGCGCACGUUGGCUCCGUCACUUCCUGCUUUUGAAAAUCGCGGCCUGAGAGAAACAUGGAGCUACAAGUGGGUAGUGAACCAAUGAGCCUGGGCUCUCCCGCCUCUCCUAAGCCCUCGUCUGGGGCUCAGUUUCUGCCCGGCUUUCUGAUGGGCGACCUGCCUGCUCCUGCCACCCCUCAGCCGCGACCCUUCAGCCUGUCCAGCCCCCUCAUGGAGAGCCCGAGUGCACACCGAGGGGGAGGAAGCGGAGGAAGUUCAGCCCUGCAGCCUGUUGUCCCCACUCCCAAAGAUAAGAGUGGAGCCCCACCUGUUCGCAGUAUCCAUGACGACCUGGCUACAGUAGGGACGCCCCUCAGCGCGCACAGGCAGGCUUUUCCAGUUAUGCAGACUCCACUUUCUGCACGACAAGCUUCAACUCCUGGGACAGGUGUGCAGCAGUUGUGUCUGUCUCCGGCUCAGGUGGAUCCUUUCUACAGUCAGGGAGAGUCCCUGUUGUCUGACGACCAGCUGGACCAGACCUGGGUCACCGUGUUUGGUUUCCCUCCGGCGUCGGCGUCCUACAUCCUGCUGCAGUUCGCUCAGUACGGAAACAUCCUCAAACACAAGAUGGCGUCUCCCGGCAACUGGAUGCACCUUCAGUACCAGUCCAGACUUCAGGCCAGGAAAGCUCUGUCUAAAGACGGGAAAGUGUACGGCGACUUCAUCAUGGUUGGAGUGAAACCCUGCAUAGACAAGAGUGUGAUGGAUAGCGGUGAAGCCUACUCUUCCCCCCUCAACUCCUCCGUGCUCCCGUCCACCCCUCGCUCUGCCCUCAGGUCGCUCAGCGCCCCCUACAGGAGCUCCGGCAGUGACUACCAGGUGGUAGCAGACAGACAGACGCCCAGGAAGGACGACAGCUUUGUUUCCAAGGCCAUGGAGUACAUGUUUGGCUGGUGAAACCUGGAGACCCAAA
This is a messenger RNA of Cololabis saira (Pacific saury), 1138 nucleotides long. It is a transcript of the gene nup35, whose product is annotated as nucleoporin 35. Gene Ontology annotation, cellular component: nuclear pore nuclear basket; nuclear pore central transport channel; nuclear membrane. The coding region runs from base 241 to 1122 and encodes 293 amino acids. Gene Ontology annotation, molecular function: single-stranded DNA binding; phospholipid binding; structural constituent of nuclear pore. Gene Ontology annotation, biological process: NLS-bearing protein import into nucleus; nuclear pore organization; regulation of DNA-templated transcription. The transcript has 9 exons. NCBI's taxonomy places the organism in Eukaryota, Metazoa, Chordata, Actinopteri, Beloniformes, Belonidae. The record is from RefSeq and is a predicted model, not a curated record.